This is a messenger RNA of Daphnia carinata, 1627 nucleotides long. RefSeq names its product T-box transcription factor TBX18-like. Gene Ontology annotation, cellular component: nucleus. Lineage: Eukaryota; Metazoa; Arthropoda; Branchiopoda; Diplostraca; Daphniidae. Gene Ontology annotation, molecular function: DNA-binding transcription factor activity, RNA polymerase II-specific; RNA polymerase II cis-regulatory region sequence-specific DNA binding. Bases 483 to 1571 code for a protein of 362 amino acids. Gene Ontology annotation, biological process: regulation of transcription by RNA polymerase II; cell fate specification; positive regulation of DNA-templated transcription. The record is from RefSeq and is a predicted model, not a curated record. The transcript is spliced from 6 exons.
AGACAAAAACGGUGACAGUCGGCACUGGAAAUGCCGAAAGAAGCGCCUUUUUUCUCAUCGAUCGCGCUCAGAAGCGAUACGGGGUCGGAAUGUCGCAGUUAAAAAGCCGUUGCAAACGCACCGACAAGGAAGUCACAUCACUUGCUCGCUUUGCGUUAUCGGCGGUGGGAAACAAACAAGUGUCUCUCCGCCCCACAGAAACUGUCCCUUUUUUUUUUUUUUUUAAAGGAUUGACACUUCGUGUGAAAACCAAUCGCUACCGAAGAAGAUAGUAUCGUUGCUGAUAGCCGUCAAAUACCAUUAGUUUUUAAAAGCACAUUUUGUAAGAAGGUGGGGGACUGACGCAUCAAACCUAAAACUACUCAAUUGCCCAUCCGCUCAUCGUCAGUUGUAAGCAAUCACGCUUCUAACGAGUUCAACCGCAAACUGGGAUAGAACUUAACAAUCGAAAGGUCGAGGAAGGAAAGCGAACGUGUCAAGUGAUGUCUUCGGAUCAAGCUCGAUGUAGUGAUCUGUCGGCCCGAGCUAAGGCGUUCUCCGUUUCAAGCCUCAUUGGUACUCCGCUCGGCUCUUGCGACGAACCAAUGGACGCAGAUGCGGCCAAACAUCAGCCGUCGGUUUGCCUUCUGGAUGGCAAUAAUGAUGACGAGAAAUUCAUGUCUAAUCAGAAUAUUGUAGGGGAAUUAUUGUGUCGUGAACUCUGGUUAGAGUUUCACACCCUUGGAACUGAAAUGAUCAUCACGAAAGCUGGAAGGAGAAUGUUCCCAUCGCUGAAGGUCCGCCUUAGUGGUUUGGAUGACGACGUCGUCUACAUUGUCUACGUCGAAAUGGAUUUGGUUGAUGACAAAAGAUAUAGAUAUAUCUAUCAGAGUUCUAAAUGGGUUCCUGGAGGUCCUGGGGAUGUCCCACAUCAGGAACGUUGCUUUCUGCAUCCGGAUGGUCCUCAGCUAGGUAAAUUCUGGAACAAACAGAGUUGUGUAGCGUUCGAUAAACUCAAAUUGACCAACAACCGCAAGCCUUCCCAACGUGACCAAAUACCCCUGCAUUCAAUGCAUCGUUACCAGCCGAAAUUAUACGUUCAACCGAUCCCCAAUGAUUGCAGAGAAGCCUUCAACACUUGUAACGACUGGUGGAGGACUUUCUGCCGAAGACGAAGCUCAGCCACAUCGCUCACCUUUCCUGAAACUCAGUUCAUCACCGUUACUGCCUACCAAAAUCAACAGAUCACUAGACUGAAAAUUGCUAGCAAUCCCUUCGCCAAAGGUUUUCGCGAAUCGAGCCGUGAACCAAGGAACUCUGAUGCAAAAGAGGACGACGAAACACAAAGUGAUAAUAAGAAAAUACGCAUUUCAUCGAGCAGCAAAGACAACACCACGAGCAAUUUUUCUCUAACAAAUAUGAAUUCAUGGCAUCCGUUUGAUCAUCGCGCCGUUCACCAGCCGAUACACCAUUGGUGGAUUCAACAGUACUCCAUUUUACAUCCUUUCAUACCCAUAGUUCCAUCACUGCCUCAUGGACAAACGGAAGAGGCCUUACAACAUUGUUUUUUCUCUGACUCAACAUUUAUUUAAACCGUUUCCGUUGUAUUUAUGGUGAUUCAAAUAAAAAUACGUUAGCAGGCCUUCAA